GUUCCUCCAUUGGCACAUUGGCACUCUUGGACUUGGGUCUGGAUGCAUACAUAACUAACUCUACAUGAACCGAGGAAAUCAUCUCUCGCUUGACUUCUCUCUGCUCGUGAUGAUGGUUGCAGUGGCAAGUGGUUGAAGACUCUCAUGUUCCAACACCGAUACGUGUGGAUUAUUCGUGGAUGAUUAUAUCCGGCUACUGCCCACUAGGAGUCUAGGUACACCACUUGCUUGCUCUCUUUCAAGUUAUAACUCCCAAGUCCUGCCGACAACAACCACUUGCAUCGAGACGUGCACAUCACCUCACGCGCGGCCAGCAACGCACGACAGCAACACAGAACUGGUCAACUUGGUGGGAGUAAUAGCAUUGGGGACUUGAACCAGACAAGUCCAACUGGAAAGAGGACUGGGAUAGCAGUCAGCAAAGGGACCCAAACAUAAUGACCGACGAACAAGAUGGACGCGACAACAACCCGGCGCAAGUCGAGGACUCGGCGCCCGAUCUGCGCAUUUUGGGUGACCGUAUCACUUUCCAGCCCAGCGGCUUUGUGGCGCCCUCCAAGGGUACCGUAGGUGAUGAGAAGGAGGAGGCUCUGAUGAAGAACAUGGCGCGCUUUCGCUCGGAGCCGCUACAAUUCCUCCGCGAAGUCUCCCUCUACGUCUCCGGUACAGGCUGGCGCGCCUACGACGAUGUCAUCGGCCAACCCGUCUUCUACCCAGGCUAUACCGAGCACAUCAAGUCGCAAGUCAUGUCGGCCACGCUAUUGCAGACCAAGAUCGCACAACUAGCUGACAUGCGCCUGUCAAUCGAGGAAAAGCAGGGACUACUCAACAAGAACGACAGGAACUUCGAAACCAAGCGCAACCAGCGCCGCUCUGUACUCGUUCAGAGUCUCCAAGAGGUCGCCGAGCAGCUUACGGACAACAUGGUGUGCAAGAUGGAGAGCAAAACUUUCAUCAGAGGUGCUUACUACAUGGUCACCCAGAUGCUGUUAAGGGCCUACCACCAAGGCAUCCACGUCUCUAGCGAGGAGGUGCUGAGGUUGCGAAAUGUGGCCCGGGAAGCGGAAAAGAAGGGACAGAGCAUCAUCUUCUUGCCGUGCCAUCGAUCGCAUGUCGAUUAUGUUGCGUCCCAGUUGCUUUGCUAUAGACUGGGCUUGGCUAUGCCAGUCGUUGUCGCUGGCGAUAACCUGAACUUUCCGCUGGUAGGAAAUUUCUUGCAGCAUGCCGGUGCCAUGUACAUCCGCCGCUCCUUUGGCGACGACCAACUGUACACCACUCUCGUCCAAGCCUACAUCGACGUCCUCCUCCAGGGCGGCUACAACUUCGAAUGCUUCAUCGAAGGUGGCCGCUCACGUACGGGCAAACUGCUCCCGCCCAAGUUCGGCAUUCUCAGAUUCAUUCUCGACAGUAUCCUGUCCGGCCGUGUCCAAGACGCCGUCAUCUGCCCCGUAUCAUACCAGUACGACAAGGUGGUGGAAACAGAGGGUUACGUGACCGAGCUGCUUGGCGUACCCAAGAAGAAGGAGAACCUGGCAGACUUCCUCAGUGGCGGAUCAAGUGUGUUGUCACUGCGCCUGGGCAGGGUUGACGUCCGUUUCCAUGAGCCGUGGAGCCUACGGGGUUUCAUUGACGAACAGGUUACCAGGCUGUCCAAGAUACCGUCUAGCAUCAACUGGAAGGACAUGAAGAACUCGAUUGUGCGGCAGAAGCUUCUUCGCACGCUUGGGUACAAGGUUUUGGCAGAUAUCAACCAUGUCUCGGUGGUGAUGCCUACAGCCCUGAUCGGUACCGUUCUACUCACCCUUCGCGGCCGUGGUGUUGGCCGUGCUGAAUUGAUUCGCCGUGUCGAGUGGUUGACGGCCCGCGUCCGAGCCAAGGGUGGACGUGUCGCCCAUUUCGGAAACACGCCCGUCUCAGACGUGAUUGAGCGUGGUCUAGAGGUCCUCGGAAAGGACCUAGUUGGCGUUGUCGAGGGCCUGGCGGAGCCCACUUACUAUGCCGUUGACCGGUUCCAGCUGUCCUUCUACCGAAACAUGACCAUCCACCUGUUCAUUUCCGAGGCGCUGGUUGCUGCGGCUCUCUAUACGCGCGUCAAGCGUGGUGGUGGGCCGGCGAUCCAAGAUAUUCCGUACCAGGACUUGCAUGACCAAGUUUUGUUCCUGUCGUCGCUCUUCCGCGGCGAAUUCAUUUACUCGGGCGAGGGUCUGGCGGUCAACUUGGAGAAAACUCUCAUGGGACUAGAGGCAGAUAAUGUCGUCUUCCUAGAGAGGGAUGAGCUCACAGGUGCCAUCACCAAGGUCGGGCUGUCGGAUGCAGAGCGCGCGGCGGGCAGAGAGAACUACGAUUUCUACUGCUUCCUCAUCUGGCCAUUCAUCGAGGCAAGCUGGCUUGCUUCGGUGUCGAUUAUGGGGUUGACGCCUCCAUUGGGACAGAAGGAUGAUAUUUGGAUUCAGUUUUCCAAGGCACAGGAAAGUGCACAGCUUCUCGGCAAAACCCUCUACCACCAAGGCGACCUCUCCUACUUUGAAGCCGUCAACAAAGAAACGCUCAAGAACUCGUACCAGCGCUUCGAAGAAGAGGGCAUCAUUCAAGUCGUCAAGUCCAAAGACCCCAAGGUCCCUCCGCGCAUGCGUCUCGCGCCCGAAUGGCGGCCCGCCAGAGACGACAUCUCGGGCGUGCUCAUCGCGUCCGGGCGUCUGUGGGAUUUCACCGAGAAGAUCGCGUCAAGCAGGCGAGAAGGCAAGAACAGACGGGAUGGAGCUACGGUGAGUACCAGGGUGGUCAGGUUGACGGACGAUUUGGGCCAGAAGCUGUUUGAGGAGGCGAUUGCGGGUACAGAUGGUGGGAAGAAGGGUAAAGGAAAGGGUAAAGGGAAGGGCAAGGGAGGGGCGCCGACGAGGUUGAGUAGGGAGGAGGAAAAGACUUUGACGGCGGAUUUGAAGGAGAGUAAGAGGAGGAGAACGUUGGAGAAUCGGGCGCAUUUGUGAGGGGGGUUGGUGGAGGGUUUUGGAAAAUAUGAUACAAUACAUAUCCGGCCUUGAUCUCGUCAAUCCUUUGUGUCGUUGUCCGAAGCAUCUUGUCCCUUUGGCUCUUGAUCCAGAGGCAUCCUCUACUGUGGUUGACCAUGUUACUAGCUUUAUCGCCGUUGCAGAAUCUGCACGGGUGUCUCCACUAACUUAGCUACCGUCAAGGCAAAAGUUGUGGUCUUGGCACAUAUUUAUAGCGCAGCCAGUGGUAGCAGUUAAAGGUCUUAACAAUUACG
Molecule: messenger RNA, 3262 nt
Organism: Neurospora tetraspora
Lineage: Eukaryota; Fungi; Ascomycota; Sordariomycetes; Sordariales; Sordariaceae
Product: acyltransferase-domain-containing protein
Exons: 4
Coding region: 438-2987 (849 amino acids)
Biological process (GO): fatty acid metabolic process; triglyceride biosynthetic process; phospholipid biosynthetic process
Cellular component (GO): mitochondrial membrane
Molecular function (GO): glycerol-3-phosphate O-acyltransferase activity
Source: RefSeq, a predicted model, not a curated record